AUGGCAAUGACUGACAUCCAGAUCCUCCAGGCUCAUGGCCUGUUUUUCGUUUUAGGCACUCAACUCCACGUCUUCGUUUUCCGCAAAGGGGAAUGGGACACAGCUACUACCAGACUCUUUAGGAACUUUACCCUGGGUAUUGGGUUGCUGACUGCGGCCCUUUCCCGGGGAGCUCCUGAGACCUUCCAGACCAAUGCGGCUGCGCUCAAGACAGCUGGGUCUCUCACGGCCGCGCUCAUUGCUGGAAUCUACACAAGUUUACUUGUGUACCGUGCGGCAUUCCACCGGCUCAAUGGCUUCAAGGGACCGUUCCUCGCGAGGCUCUCGAACUUGUGGAUCACGUCGCGAGCAGUGAAGGAGUUGCAUAUGUACACUGAGGUUCAGCAACUACAUGAACAGUACGGCGACAUUGUGAGAAUUGGCCCGACGGAGUUGUCUAUCAACAAUCCAAAGGCUGUUCUUCCAAUCCACUCGAAUCGCUCUCCGUGCACCAAAGGCCCGUGGUAUGGAGUCCUGCAUCCCAUGUACUCGUUGCAACUCGUCCGAGAUAAGCAAGAGCACGCACAAAGGCGCAAGAGUUGGGAUCGAGGGUUCAGCUCGAAAGCGCUUAGAGACUACGAGUUCCGAGUUGCUGACUACACCAAUCAGCUUCUAGCAAGCAUUGACAAGAACAAGGGAAAGCCAUUCAAUAUUUCAGAUUGGUUCAACUUUUACAGCUUCGAUGUCAUGGGUGACUUGGCUUUCGGCAAGUCCUUUGGCAUGCUCAAGGAAGGCAUUAAGCACUACUUUAUGACUUCCUUACAUCAAGACAUGCAGGCUAUUGGCAUGUUCAGCCAUAUGCUAUGGCUCUUCCCAAUCUUCAAGAACACGCCAAUCUUGAAUGAGAACAACAAGCGGUUCUGGAAAUUUGUCACAUCUCAGGUGGACGAGAGAAUCGCGAACCCCCCUGAUCGCCCAGACGUCUUCUCGUGGAUCUUGGAGGAGUACCAAUCCCUCAAGAACCCGACUUGGCAAGAUACUCUCAACCUCUAUGGCGAUGCGUAUCUUAUCAUUGUUGCAGGAAGUGAUACGACAGCUGCAUCCCUUACUUGUCUCUUCUUCGAGCUAGCCCAAAAGCCGGGUGUCUACCAACGGCUAAGGGAGGAGAUCGACGACUAUUUUGCGCAGAAUGCGGAGCCUGAACACUCCGCACUGUCAAAGCUCCCGUACCUGCAGGCAUGCAUCGACGAGACGUUGAGGCUUCACCCUCCCGUUCCGUCGGGCGUGCAGCGCAUGACCCCGCCCGAGGGCAUAGAUAUCGACGGGACGUUUAUUCCGGGUGACACAAUCAUCCAGGUGCCUACGCACACCAUGUUUAGAGGCAAGUCUCAAGAAGAAAUUGUUUCAUCUUCCAUCGUUGUCUCGGACGAGCGCCUGUUCCCGCAGGCAAACGACUUCAUUCCCGAGCGGUGGACCUCCCGGCCCGAUCUGGCCAAAGACCCUGCCGCAUUUGUUCCCUUUGGUACCGGCAAGUACUCUUGCGUCGGAAAGCAGCUGGGCUUGAUGGAGAUCCGUUACUGCGCCAGCCAAAUUAUUAACAGAUAUGAUGUUGCAUUCGCCCCAGGGCAGAAGGCAGAAGCGUUUAUUGAUGGUAAAAAGGAUGGGUUUACACUGUCGCUGCCGGAGUUGGAAGUGAUUUUCAAAUCGAGGGAGGCGGGAAAAGUGACAGCUUAG
Messenger RNA from Colletotrichum acutatum, 1713 nucleotides. Its product is annotated as benzoate 4-monooxygenase cytochrome P450. The record is from RefSeq and is a predicted model, not a curated record. The coding region runs from base 1 to 1713 and encodes 570 amino acids. The transcript is spliced from 7 exons. Gene Ontology annotation, molecular function: monooxygenase activity; oxidoreductase activity, acting on paired donors, with incorporation or reduction of molecular oxygen; iron ion binding. Lineage: Eukaryota; Fungi; Ascomycota; Sordariomycetes; Glomerellales; Glomerellaceae.